AUUAAAAAAAAUACUUUAAUACUUUACCAUUUUUUAUAUAGUGUUUACUAUCAUUUUGAUGUUAUAUGUAGCGUUUAUUAUCAUUUCGAUGUCAAUAAAAUGGUUUCUCUUUUGAUUUCGUGUCUGGACAUGAUGAAAAUUAAUUGGUGAAAAUAAUUUUUAUUUGGAGAAUGAGUUUUCAAGGAAUUACCAAAAUAGUGUACCUUAUGGAAUGUAAACAGAACAGAACAAGUGAAAACAAGUUGUGACGAUUUAAAUAAUCGCAGAACUAAAGCUUUCAAAGACGGUAUGGCUUGUUCAAAACUAGAACCUUCUACAAAAUCUAAACCAUUGCAACCAGGAAAGUGGAAUGUUGCCGUGACAGGGAAAUCGGGAGCGGGAAAAUCAAGUUUUAUAAACGCCGUCCUUGGACUUAAAGUAGGACACGCGGGAGCAGCUGACACUGACGUCAAGGAAUGUACAAACUGUAUAAUGCCAUACCAUACACCAAACAUGGAACACGUUGUUCUCUGGGACUUGCCAGGUCUUGGUACAGAUACUUAUAAAAAAGAUAAUUAUGUCGAGAAGUUAAAUUUGUUUGAAUAUGACUUUUUCCUUGUUUUGGGAUCUGAACGAUUUACCGAGAAUGAAUUAUGGCUAGCAAGCAUAAUUAAAAAUAGUAAUAAGGAGUUUUAUUUUGUUCGGACAAAAAUUUAUAAUGAUAUAAUAACUGAUGCCUUAGGCCGUACCAAACCUCGAAGUAAAGAAGAAAUUUUGUUAACAAUAAGAAGUGACUGCUAUUAUAAUUUACAACAAUAUGGUUUAACACAAAGAGACAUUUACCUUAUUGAUAAUUUUCAUGCAGAACAGUAUGAUUUUCCUUCUCUUUUGCUAAAUCUUAACGAAUUAUCCUUAAAAUUCAGAAUGGACUACAUACUUACAUGCUACAGUCAUAAAAAACAAUCAUUUCUACACAAAAGGAAGAUACUUCUUGAAACUGCUGAAAAUGUUGCAACUGAGGCAACCACAAGGUGUAAAGAGCAAGUGCCUGGAUUAGGAGCAUCUGUCAAUAUCGAAGUUUUGCUCCGGGAGACAAGACGUUAUAUGGAGCAAUUCGAGCAAACAAGUGAUGAUAUAGAGAAUCAUGAGGAGGUAACUGGAUGGAAUAAAGAAAUGCUUCAAGAUCUUUUGAAAAGAAACAUUGUUGAAAUUAAUUGUUCGGAGAAUGGAAUUCUGGAAUUUUGCAAAGAUAUUGAACUUUGUGAACUAAUGGACGUGCAUUGUGGUAAGCCAAUCAAAAAUAAAAGGCCAACGAAGUCGUGGUCUUUUAAGAUUGUCUUGCAAUACCUAAACGGGACAGUUGAUAUUCUAUAUCAUAAUGCAUUAAGGAUAAACGAGGAGAUUGUUGGGAUUAUUAUGCAGGGGAGGUGAUUUGUAACCCUUCGAAUUUGUCUUUGAAGAAUCGAUAACCCUUCCAUUUAAGACCGGAUUCAAGUUGUCGCCCUUUGAUUUGGGAUACGGUAGACAUUGUAGAUACGACUAAGUACAUUAAUUAAGGGAUAUGAAGAUCUAAGUCAUUACUCUUGUAAGAUGGGCAGGUUGAAAUUGCCUUAUUUAUAUAGUAUUGAAUAAGAUACCGGUAUUACAUAAAAUGACAGUCAAAUAAAUAAAAAAACGUUUACAAUAAUAAGCUUAACGAUAUAUUCCAAUAUUAGAGCUUGGCUGGAUAACUGAUCAUGAUUACUAUUUUGGUUUGAUUCUUGAUUCUAAACACACCGUGUUUUACCACGCAAUUCAAUCGCAUUAACUUGAUAAUUCACACGUAACCAAUAGGUAUUUAAAGUUAAAUAAAUUGUAAGUAUCCCGUAGUUUUGGAAAACGGCAUAGUAAUAAUUAAUUACAAAAUACUGUAAUGAAUGUUGAAUAAUUAUUACUUUGAUUUAAGAUUUACGAGCUCACCAUACUGAAACAAAGAAAACAAUAAUAUAAAUCUACGUUUUUCUAAAAAUAAAUAAAACUAAAAGUUACAAUUCUUUGGAAUAUAUCGACAAAAGAGACACCGUCAUCAUACAUCACGCUAUCUUUAAUGCACUACAGAUUAAAAAAAUCUAUGAAAUAUUUAGUGAUAUUUUCAACAUUUUUUUUAUAUUAUUCAUAUUCUGCUUAUCAAAUAUUGUAAUGAUUUUUAUUUUUUCACCAAACGUAAAACAUGGAUUGUAUAGUAUGUAAAGACUCAUAUAUAUCUAACUUACAGUUAUUUUGUGACAAGGCAGAGCAGGGUUUUUAUAGAAUACACCACAUAAAUAAUUAUGUAAACCUUUACUGUAGAUAUUAUAAGAAAUUAGUUAUUAAUACUUAGAUAUUUCAACAUGCAAUUGAUUGUUAAUCUCCGUUGUUGUUAAAUCUUGUUUGCAAAUUUAUUUUUUGUACACUGUCUUGCCAUAUAUAUGUUGCGUUGUAUAUCCUCACGGGUCAUGUGGCCUUAUGGAAUUUGAAUAAAAAACUUAUCAAACUUAACUUGUUCGACUUUACAAUCUUUCAAAAACAACUGUAAAAAUUAUUUUCUAAGUUUACAGUUAGAUACAUGAUGAAAAUUGAUCACUUCAUAUUUUAAUUGUUGUAAAUCUUGAUAUCAUCAUUUUUUCUUUUUUUAAUCAUUACGAGUUUAUCUAUAAUUACCAUAAUUAAUAUGAGUGCCGGUCGGAUGCAUGAAUAAAAAUUAUCUAACCUUUACAUUAAAUAA
Ruditapes philippinarum (Manila clam) is the source of this 2722-nucleotide messenger RNA. RefSeq names its product interferon-gamma-inducible GTPase 10-like. The record is from RefSeq and is a predicted model, not a curated record. Bases 289 to 1410 code for a protein of 373 amino acids. Gene Ontology annotation, molecular function: GTP binding. Gene Ontology annotation, cellular component: membrane. NCBI's taxonomy places the organism in Eukaryota, Metazoa, Mollusca, Bivalvia, Venerida, Veneridae. The transcript has 2 exons.